Molecule: messenger RNA, 1434 nt
Organism: Eutrema salsugineum
Lineage: Eukaryota; Viridiplantae; Streptophyta; Magnoliopsida; Brassicales; Brassicaceae
Product: WAT1-related protein At4g16620
Exons: 7
Coding region: 202-1281 (359 amino acids)
Cellular component (GO): plasma membrane
Molecular function (GO): transmembrane transporter activity
Source: RefSeq, a predicted model, not a curated record
CAUACGCAUUACCAGAGAAAGAGUUCAGAAAGAAAGCGUCUCCUCUGUUUUCAUUUAGUAAAAACAAAUUAAAGUCUCUCUCUCUCUCUCUCUCUCUCUCUGCUUUUUCAGUUUUCUCCACAAAAAUCGAAAGCUGGUGUUCGAUUGCUAAGUGGGUACAAACUGAUUCAGCCUUUUUUUUUUGGUCGGUGGCGAAAAAGGAUGAAGAGAGAGACGAUAGAAGAAGUUGGAAUAAUCGGAGGAUUGGUCGGAGCUCAGGUGAUUUACGCUGGAAACUCGGAGCUACUGAGUAAGUUGUUGUCUCUUGGAGUCGACCCGCUUCUCAUUGUUAUGUUCUUAAACUUGGCAUCAUUUCUUCUCAUCACUCCUGUCGCUUUUCUCCUUGAAAGGAAACUAUGGCCCAGAAGUUUAAGUUUCAAGUUGAAGACAAAACUGAUUUUGGUUGCUCUUGUUGGAGUGACUCUGUUCCAGUGGUUAUUCAUAGAAGGAAUGAAACACACCUCUGCAUCAAUGGCGACAGCUAUGCCUAAUCUCUCUCCUGCUUUCAUAUUCGUCAUUGCUUGGGCUGUUGGGAUGGAGAAAGUGAAGCUAAGUUGCAUGUACAGUAGAGUUAAGGUGGGAGGGACAGUGUUAUGUGUGAUGGGAGCCUUCAUUAUGAGCUUAAUGCACAGUACUACUACUGCCACUUCGAGCUCGGUUGAGGCUAUGCCUAUUGUCUCUGACGACGUCGUUUUGGACAUGGAAAAGAUCUUAGGUUGCCUCUACCUCUUCCUCUCAGUCUGCUGCUUGUCCUCUAGUAUUGUCCUCCAGGCAUCAAUACUAGUCGAGUUUCCGGCGCCUGUAUCUAUGUUUUCAGUGGUAACUUUGAUCGGUGGGAUCACCAUGAUAGCUUUGCAGUAUGUUCUUAAAGGGAGUAUGGACACGGAAAGUGCAUCAGUAAUCGGUCUCGGCCACCUUGUGGGAUACUCAAUGCUGGGAGGGUUGGUGAGUGGAGGAGGGUUAAGUUUCAAUGCAUGGGUGAUUAAGAGGAAAGGACCAGUGAUUGUGUCACUCUUUAGUCCAAUUGCAACUGUGGUAUGUGUUGUUGUCUCUGCUUUCUCCAUGGAAGAGAGUUUCAACCUUGGAAGCUUUGCGGGAAUGGCGUUGAUGUUUGGAGGACUCUACUUCGUUCUGUGGGCUAAAGGGAAAGAAGAUUGUGGAGAAGGAAAUGACGAAAAAGUAGGAGAAGAAGAAAGUGUGCUUAGAACGGAGUUUGAUCUUGAGAAGCCUCUCUUGCGUUAAAGUCUUCUUUUCUUAAUGUUCAAGUGAAUUUAGUUUAGGUUUAAAGAAAGUAAGACCAGUUUUACUUUUACAGAUAAUAGAACGAUGUAUAUAUAUACAAUAUAUAUAGUAUAAAAUAUUACCAUAUACGGUAGUAUAUGUUCGUUUGUGAUA